Molecule: messenger RNA, 1173 nt
Organism: Salvelinus sp. IW2-2015
Lineage: Eukaryota; Metazoa; Chordata; Actinopteri; Salmoniformes; Salmonidae
Product: hypoxanthine-guanine phosphoribosyltransferase
Biological process (GO): GMP salvage; hypoxanthine metabolic process; IMP salvage
Cellular component (GO): cytosol
Molecular function (GO): magnesium ion binding; hypoxanthine phosphoribosyltransferase activity
Source: RefSeq, a predicted model, not a curated record
UAAACGCAGGUUGCGUCCGGUAAAUCAGAUUAUUGGACGGUAAAAGGCUGGCUAUGGUAAAAUGGAUUGUGACGUGAUGGUUUAAAAUCCCGGGGGAGGGAGAGCAUCGCAUGUCCUCGCCCACGGUAAAGCAUGGCUCAAAUAUCACCCUAGUGAGACGUGAACCAGCACGAGCGGUAACAUGGCCACCUAUCACCAGAUACCAGAUGAUGAGAAGGGGUAUGAGUUGGACCUCUUCUGUGUCCCCAAACACUAUGAGGAGGAUUUAGACCGGGUCAUCAUCCCUCAUGGACUGAUCAUGGACAGGACUGAGCGCCUGGCUCGUGAUAUAGUCCGGGACAUGGGGGGACACCAUAUAGUAGCACUGUGUGUUCUCAAAGGAGGUUAUAAAUUCUUUGCCGACCUGCUGGACUACAUCAAGGCCCUAAAUCAGAACUGCGAUAAGUCUGUCCCGUUGACUGUGGAUUUCAUUAGACUAAAGAGCUAUUGUAAUGACCAGUCUACAAACAGUGUCAAAGUUAUUGGAGGGGAUGAGCUCUCUACUCUAACGGGGAAGAAUGUUUUGAUAGUUGAGGACAUUGUGGAGACUGGGAGGACUAUGGAGACACUGCUAUCACUGCUGAGUGAAUGCAAUCCAAAGAUGGUCAAAGUGGUCAGCCUUCUAGUUAAGAGAACACCAAGGAGCUCAGGAUAUAGACCAGACUACAUGGGGUUUGAGGUGCCUGAUUGGUUCCUGGUGGGAUAUGCCCUGGACUACAACGAGUACUUCAGAGAUCUCAGUCACAUCUGUAUACUGAACGAGAAAGCAAAGGUGAAGUACAAAGUGUGAGCUGAAGAGGAGGCAAUGGACAGAUGGAUGAACCACUAGGAAAAGUUUGAUUUUGAGAUUUUUGGGGUUCUCAACCAAAUGUUUUUUUUUUACUCAUGGAUCCUACUUACAUAUUUAAUAGAGCCCCACAGUGGUGGUGUCAUAAUACCUAUAUAACCUAGAGGUCAAUCAGAGAAAUGGUUCCAAUUGUUUUUCCACCAUUCAUUUUCCCCAUAGGGAAUUUUAGAAACAAUUAAAAUAUGAUGUUUUGAUAAACAUGUAAUUCCCUCUCAGACAAGGUGACUUUUAUCAAUAUAUUUGGCUCUAUUUACUCUCAGAUUUGAAAAAUGCUAAUUAGCAUCAAA